GGACCUAGAGAAAUAAACAGCGAGACUUAGUUUGGGCAACAAGUUGAGGCCUCGCGAUGCCGAAGACCCAUGCCUUCUCUGUGGUAAUCGGCGAUGAGCAUCCCAUGAUUGGAUGACGCCUUGAUAGACGAGGCUGAUGGAAAAGGCGAACGAGGCAGCAACCAGCGAAUAUGCAAGCCCCGCACACGAUGCGCCACCACCUUCUACAGCCUCUCCGGUGGCCAUAAUCGCGAACUUUGGAUCGAUCCCGAGUUCCUCGUCUUAUCCGACAAAUAUCUGGAAACGACUAUAGCACGUACCACGGUCAAGAUGCCAUUUGACAGCCAGUUCGCACUCAGCAUGGAGAUUACGCGGUUGGUCCCGCUGGGGGGCGUCAUCAACAAGGCAACGGAGACGGUGAUCAAAUUCGCAAGAGAUCUCCGGAAUACAGGAUCGGAUAUAAUGGUCGAAGCAGACCUGGCGGAGUUCUUUGGAAGAUGUCGCAUCGCCCGACAUAUGGAAUCUUCCUUCCGAACCCUUGUUGCCGUUUCCGGAGGCAUCACCGACCUUUGCGAUGGGCUGGGGUUGGUUACAACGCCGGGGCCGACGGUGUCGCGGAGCCUUAAACCCGGACAAGAGCAUUACCUCUCGACCGUCAUCCAAUGCUCUCUUCUUGCCUCGGUACACAACACAAGCUCGCUUGCAGGGGCAAUUGUCUUUGCCAUGGAGCAGAGACGGGACCAGGCUCCCCCCAAUGCCGAGUUCCAGUCAGUCCCCGGCCAUGCUAAUGUCGAAGGAGUCCUCGAUGCCUGCCUGGAGCAGACGUCCCGGUUUCGCUGGCUUGACCUGCUCAGUUCUGUUGCCGCGAAACUCGGACUGGAAGAGCACGAAGCAGCGGACCCAAUCGGACCAACGACAUUUAGAGGCUUGGCCUUGAUGUUUCCGCUCGCCCAGACCCUUCCUCAGGACCGAGAGAUUGUGGUCGACGGAUCGACGGGAACAUGCGUCCUGGUUGUGUGGGCUCACCAUGUACUGGGUCUCGACGUGGUCGUGAGGAUCCCGAAGAGGGAUGCACCAGGACAGGGUCUCCGCGACUAUAACGAUAUCUAUUUUGGAAACCCACCGGCCACGGUAACGAUCAGGGUGCCGCAAUCCUUGGAUGAAGGGGGCCCUCGUGUCAUUCUGCUCGAAUCCUCCAGCCCAGAGAUUCUUUUCUCCAUUCUUCAGGACCCCGACGAGGAGCAAGUCAUCACCUCCUCGGCCAAGCGACUAGCUCGUGGAAGUGCCAUGCGUGUCCUCGAGGCUGACUGGCAGGCGCGGACCAAGCGGGGAGGCAAGGUGGACAUCCAGAAAGGCUGCCUACACGAAAUGAUGUUGGUUUGCCUUGCCUUGGCUUUUCGCGCAUCCCAGCACAUCUACAAAAUGCUGUGGAUAGAUGAGUCCUUGACAGCUGGAGAGAAUGGUGUUGAGGACGACGUGGCGGAUCUAAACCUGACGGAUUCGGAGGGCCUUGCGCCCGAUUGGUCUCGUUUUCAGAUACCGGAGACGAAGCUGUUCGAAGCCGCAAGGUUUCUGUUCGAUCAGAAGAACAUCUCGCAGGACGAACUGAUGGCCUACAUUCAAGCUCACCGGAUGAUCAAGACGUCAGAAAUUCCUGAACCAUCAACCUAUGCUGCUGUCCGUCAACAGUGUCGUAUCGAUCCGGCUAACUGGAGGUACUACCUGAGGACAAUCUCGCGUAUGAGCCUCCUGGUGCUAACCUUUGCGCAUGUGGCCGAUCUCAGCGAUGCGAAAAAUUUGUUGAUCAAUCGAGAUAUUCCUGUUCUCAACCUUGAAGAUACAUACUUGGAGGAAAAAAUCUGGCGAUGGGAUGGAAAGAAAUGCCUACGGAUCAGAAGCGAUACCUGGUUCCGGACCUAUCUCGCGCUCGCAGCCGACAAACUUCCGAACUAGGGCCCGCGUGGGGAUAGAGUUGCAUCGCUGGACCAGGCAUAUUUUUCGUCAAACAUGGAGUCCCCUGCAGGAAUGGCGUCAGAAGGCGUCGGAUAGUGGAUCAUAUCGUUCCUAUCCCCGGGAAGGGCUUUGCUGAUGAACGUAUGCCGACAUAUUCGGCUGGCGAUCGAGUCAACCUGAGAUCCAGAACUCCCACGGCUUUUGGGCGCUCCUUCUGCG
Molecule: messenger RNA, 2151 nt
Organism: Trematosphaeria pertusa
Lineage: Eukaryota; Fungi; Ascomycota; Dothideomycetes; Pleosporales; Trematosphaeriaceae
Exons: 4
Coding region: 310-1932 (540 amino acids)
Source: RefSeq, a predicted model, not a curated record